Cataglyphis hispanica is the source of this 1277-nucleotide messenger RNA. RefSeq names its product lipase 3-like. The transcript has 6 exons. The record is from RefSeq and is a predicted model, not a curated record. NCBI's taxonomy places the organism in Eukaryota, Metazoa, Arthropoda, Insecta, Hymenoptera, Formicidae. The coding region runs from base 203 to 997 and encodes 264 amino acids.
CAGUAUUCCAAACAUAGUGCUUGACACAAUGUCAGCUUGACAUUUCGAUUUUUCUCUUUCUACUUUUUAAUUAUAACCUUAUUUAUUGGCGGAUCAAGGCUACGAUGUUUGGUUGGGAAAUUUUCGUGGUAAUAUCUAUUCAAGGGCACAUAUUUCUUUAUCUCCGUCGGAUUUGACAUUUUGGGAUUUUAGUUUUCACGAAAUGGGCAUCUAUGAUUUACCUGCAAUGAUUAAAUUUAUCACAAAUAUGAAAUCACAACCAUUGCAUACAUAUAUUGGUCAUUCGAUGGGCACAACAACUUUUUAUGUAAUGGCAUCGGAGCGUCCGGAAAUCGCUCGAAUGGUGAAAAUAAUGAUCAGCUUUGGGCCAGCGGCAUUUACAAAACAUUCUAAAAGUCCGAUACUAAAUUUGUUCACUUAUUGGAGGGAGUUUCAGAUAAUCUGGAGACUUUUUUUCCACGAUGAAUUCCUUCCGCAGAGCGAUCUUUUGAGAUUUAUCUCGAAAUAUGUUUGCGAUCAGAAUCUCUUCUCGGAGAAGAUUUGCGCUAACAUGAUAUUUCUAAUCUGCGGUUACGACAUCGAGCAGUUUGACUAUUCUCUAUUGCCUGUCAUCCUGAGUCACGACCCAGCCGGCGUUUCGGUUAAGACGUUUCUACAUUACAUUCAGAUAUACCAAUCGGAUAAGUUUCGCCAAUAUGAUUACGGUCGCGAGAAAAAUCAGUUGAUGUACAACUCGCCGGAACCUCCGGACUACAAUUUGACUAAUAUCACGAUACCUAUCGCAUUGAUCUAUGGUCUUGGCGACUGGGUAAUUGAUGUGGUGGAUGUGAAGAGGUUGUAUCAUUUACUGCCCAACGUAGUGGAUAUGUACGAAGUACCGUGGCCCAAAUUUAAUCACGUGGAUUUUAUGUGGGCCAAGGAUGCGCCCAAACUAGUAUACGAGAGAGUACUCGAGCUUAUGAAGGGAAAACAUUUAAAUAAUGAUUAUCGACGAUAAAAAUAAAUGAUGAAUAUUGCACACUAAAUCCUUAGUAAUGUUGUAACAAUUAGUUACAACAACUUAGUGAUGCAGUAACAAUUGUUGAUUUAACGAAACAUGAAGUUUAUUAUAAUAUUUUAUUAUAUUAUUUACGAUUGGUGCAAAAGCAAAUUAACAUGAUGCACUUUUUAAGCAAUUGUUGUUUCGAAUGAUAGAUCAUUGCUAUGAAUUGUAAGAAAAUAUACAAUAUGACAAAUACAUAUAAAAUGUAAUAUAAAGACAAAAAAAUGUUAAAUGA